Diatraea saccharalis (sugarcane borer) is the source of this 309-nucleotide messenger RNA. Lineage: Eukaryota; Metazoa; Arthropoda; Insecta; Lepidoptera; Crambidae. The record is from the annotation of a GenBank genome assembly.
AUGGCUGCUUUGGAACAUUUAAGCGAAAGGGAUAAAGCUGUUUUGAGAAGUAUAUUCGAUCCUACUGCGACAAUUGGUGAUGUUGUAGAUGAUGGUGAUACUUUUGAGGAGGAAUUAGAUGAGACCACAGACUUAGACAAGCAGGCGUCUGCCCUGUGCUCUCAAGGAGUUCGUCUCGCUGAAACGGGGAAACAGGAAGAGGCAUUAGUACUUCUCAGUCAAGGCAUAGAGUUGGCACCGGGCCGCCCCGCCGCUUACAAUGACCGAGCGCAACUACUGCGCUUAAUGCAGAGAGAUGACGGUAGGUAA